GCCUACAUGACCUGUACGUAACCCGGAAGAAAACACAGAUUCAUAUGGAAGCUGGGAGGAUCGUAGAAGCUGCUUUUAAAUGAGCACUGUUGUAUAAACCGUAGAUACACAUAUCGGGUGGAAAACAACGCAAAACACACCGACCUCCUGUCGAGCGGAUUAUGAGCAUCGAAACACUGAUUCACAUCACGACAAUAUUUGCAACAUGUCGAUGGAGGACCCGUUUUUCGUGGUAAAAGGGGAGGUUCAGAAGGCAGUGAACACUGCUCAGGGUUUGUACCAGCGAUGGAGGGAGCUGCUUCAGGACCCCAGCGGAGCCACCAAGGAGGAGGUGGACUGGACCACCAACGAGUUGAGGAACAGCCUGCGCUCCAUCGACUGGGACCUGGAGGACUUGGAUGAGACCAUCAGCAUUGUGGAAUCGAACCCCAGGAAAUUUAACUUGGAUUCGGUGGAGCUGACCAAAAGGAAAGCCUUCAUCACCAGUACGAGACAGACAGUGAAAGAAAUGAAGGACCACAUGUCGAGCCCAGUGGCACAAGCGAUGUCGGAUCGCAAAACCAGACAGGCCCUGCUGGGAGACAGUGGCGAUCAGAGGCCAGGCUGGAGCUCCAGAGCUGAUAAAUACACACGGCUGGACCAAGGGCUGCACACAGCCAACUCCCAGUACAUGGAGGAGCAGCUGUCUCAGCAGCAGCUGAUCGUGGAGCAGCAGGAUGACCAGUUGGAGCUGGUGUCUGGCAGUAUUGGGGUUCUGAAGAACAUGUCUCAAAGAAUAGGACAGGAGCUGGAUGAGCAGGAUGUGAUGUUGGAUGAUUUUUCUCAUGAGAUGGACAGCACUCAGUCUCGCCUCGACAACGUCAUGAAGAAGCUGGCUAAAGUGUCCCACAUGACCAGCGAUCGUCGCCAGUGGUGUACUAUCUGCAUCUUGCUCGCCAUCCUGUUUGUCGUGCUGAUACUUUUCUUCGUUCUGUAACUCGCAGGCGCUUUCAUGAUUGACUCCGGGUUCUGGAGCUCAUCGGACACGGAGGACAGCACGCUUCCUCAAGCUACUUUUAUACUGAAAAAACCUAAACACAAGCUGUCUUUUCAGAUGUUUAGCAUGUCUGACAUUUGAAACCCACCAAAGCAGAAUUAUUUUCAAACCAUUUAAAGUUGAACUGUCUUGUAAAUGAUUUCUUUUCAAAUAGCAAGGUGUACCUUUUCAAUCCUGCUGACAUUUGAUCUAUUAUCAGCUCUUUUUGAAAAGAAAUACAUUUAUAAGCAAGUUCAAAUUUAAAGAAAUGCUAACCAAGACUUCUGGUGCUUUGCUUCUUUCUUUUAAUUUGGUUUAAUGGAAGAAAGUGGAUUUUAAGGCCUUGGUAAAGAGAUAAUGACUACAUAUAAAGCUGUGCUCUGUGUGGAUGUAAAUAUUGAAGAAACUGUCACUAAUGGUGAAAUGUCUAAUCCCAUGAUUGAGUUUGUCCCUAACGGUCUUAUCUAACACUGAAAAAGGCAUUUGCCAAAAUGUCUAUAUAUAUAUAUGUGUGUCUAUCUGUAUCUGUAUGUGUGUAUGUGUAUGUGGACACUACUGCUUUAAAAUCCCCCAGAGGAACACUGUUCCACUCUGCAGCUAGUCUGUGGUGUGGAUAUUUAUAGGAUCUAUAGGAAUUUAGACCCUUUUGUUUUUGAUUUUUAAAACUUUUAUCGACAGUUCCUUUCCCAAUUUAAAUUUUCCCCACUAUCCCAAUUUAAUGUGUAUUAAACACAUAAUAAAUUAUAUAAUAUUAUAGCCUAAAACUCCUGUAUGUUUUGUUGUCAUUUCGUCAAUUGAAAUAUGACACUGAUUUCUGAACAUAUGGUCUGCCAGCAAAAUUCCCCCCAAUUUGUAUACCUCUCAAUUAGAAACACUGAGAAAUGUCUGACAAAAAAUAGAUUGAAUAAAACCUUAGAAAAUAC
Molecule: messenger RNA, 1938 nt
Organism: Acipenser ruthenus (sterlet)
Lineage: Eukaryota; Metazoa; Chordata; Actinopteri; Acipenseriformes; Acipenseridae
Gene: stx6
Product: syntaxin 6
Exons: 8
Coding region: 206-976 (256 amino acids)
Biological process (GO): Golgi vesicle transport; intracellular protein transport
Cellular component (GO): membrane
Molecular function (GO): SNAP receptor activity
Source: RefSeq, a predicted model, not a curated record